CGCAGCGCCAUUCUUUUCCGCUACACUUGUCAUUGAAAGGAACCCGCCCGCCCCAGACUUUUUUGCGCGGCAGAACGUUCCGCCGCGAGCUUGGUCACGUGCGUGCGUGCCGGCCCCGCUCUGGCUGCCUAUAAGAAUACGCCGGCCCUGCCUCCCAAAUCAUUCCGCGGUUUCUUCCUUGCCCAUCGCCGGUUCCCUGAGCUCCCGCCCGCCAACGUUCGUCAGUCGGUCAGUGCCGGCCGGGUUGGAGUUGGAUCCAUGGCGGAGAAGAAGGUUGUGGUGAAGCUGGACGUGCACGACGACAGGCAGAAGCAGAAGGCGAUGCAGGUCGUCUCCACCCUCCACGGUAUCGACCAUAUCGCCGUGGACAUGAAGGACCAGAAGAUGACGGUCAUCGGCACCGUCGACCCCGUCGUCCUCGUCGAAAGGCUGCGCAGCAAGUUCCCCACGGCGCAGAUGCUCACCGUCGGCCCGGCCAAGGAGGAGAAGAAGGACGCCGCCAAGAAGGAAGGCGAGAAGAAGGAGGGCGACAAGAAGGAGGGCGAGAAGAGCAAGCCGGUGGUGUACCCGCCUCCGUACUGGUACCCGCCGCCGCCGUACCACCACGCCUGCAGCGGCGAGGAGGACCCCAACUCGUGCAUCAUCUCCUAAUCGGCGGGCGCCGCCGAUUGCCUCCUCUGUACAUUUUUGUACCUGGCCGUGUGCUGCUUGCCUGGCGAUCGAUCCUGCGUGCCACGGUGAUCGACGAGGGCAUGCGCUAUACAUAAGGCCGUGUAAGGAUUUGCGCCGGUAAUCUAGUGAGUUUAUAAAUUGCAGAUAUUAAAUGGAAUCACAGUGUGGAGGAAAAUUAAAUAGAACUGCCCACUUGGAUUUUCAGUGAAUUCGGUGACAAGUAAGUGCUGAAAUAAAUAAACCGGAGGUGCCGCACAAUGAGAUCGAUCCAAAAUUAAGGCGGCUAGGUAGAUUGGGCUCUC
This is a messenger RNA of Triticum aestivum (bread wheat), 974 nucleotides long. RefSeq names its product heavy metal-associated isoprenylated plant protein 39. NCBI's taxonomy places the organism in Eukaryota, Viridiplantae, Streptophyta, Magnoliopsida, Poales, Poaceae. The coding region runs from base 259 to 651 and encodes 130 amino acids. The record is from RefSeq and is a predicted model, not a curated record. Gene Ontology annotation, molecular function: metal ion binding. The transcript has 3 exons.